AUGUAUCAGCCAAUCCCAGGUAGUGCUACUGCGACAAUUGGUAGUGGACAAAAGAAUAGUAAAGUUGUCAUAUAUGCCAUGAAUAAAUUAACUGACGAGAUAAAAACAGCUGAAUUUAUAUGUCCCGUUCAAUUUGAUUUUAUGUUUUGUAUACCGAUUUAUCGACUAGUAAUGGGUUUUGUUAAUAAUAAAAGUGGAAAAAAACGUAACUCACAUUUGAUACUUAUUGGUGAUGUAUCAAGACAAUGUGCUGUAUUAUCAAAACAAGAAAUAUCCGAUCAAGUGCAUUCUGUUUUAUAUAUUCAUGAACAAAUGAUUUUGCUUGUAGGUGGACUUGGUCGUGUGUUAGUCUAUAAUACUCAUUCGAUUCAAUACACAUCCCAGCCUAUUUUCAUUCAUGAAAUUCCAAAUUUACCAUUUGAACCAACUGAACCAAUUAUUCACAUGUGUCAUGUUACAUCACAUAAAUCUACUGGACUAUUAUCAGAAAGACAUUUUGUACUUUGGCAAUAUUCACCAAAACAAACUGUAAACUUUGAUCUAUGUAAUCCACAUCGUUUUGAUUUUUGUCAUUGUCAUUAUAAUUCAAGAUAUAAUUACUUCUUUACCGGAUUUCAAGAUGGUGUCAUUAUAUUAUGGACAGAAGCAAUUAAACGUUUAAGAUACUAUCAUUCACAUUAUAAAACAAUAACGGGUUUAGAAAGUAGUAUGAAAAAAGAUAUUUUAAUAUCAUCUAGUCUAGAUCGUAUUAUCAACGUAUGGAAUUUAGCUACAUUACAACAUUUAUAUCGAUAUGAUUGCGGUGAGGAAAUUUUACACAUUGAUGUUAUUGCUGAUAAUUUAUAUUUUUAUCAUACGAAAACCAACAUAUUUGUAUUUAAACUCUAUUUAUUAUCGACAUUAUUUUCAUUGACAAAUGCACGUGUAAAAUCGUUAAGAUUAACAUUAGGUAGUAAUAGAAUUGGACGCAUAACAGCAUUAUCAAGUAUAUAUACCCUUCAAUAUAAUGGUCAAAUAAUUCUUUAUCGUGCUGAAAAUACACCGUGUUCUGCCGAAUAUAUUGUCGAAACAAAAGCUGAACGAUAUGAAAUAACAUGUAUAGCAAUAAUAAAUCCAUCACGGACACAUUUAAUGAGCAUAUCGGUCGUCACUACAACAACAAAAAAGUCACUUGAGCAACAAGCCAUAUUUUUUGGUCAUGCCAAUGGAAAAAUAUCAUUAUUUCAAGCUGAUAGUUUAGUUAUGAAACCGUUUAGUGCUCAUGAAAGUACAAUAGUUGCCCUAGAAGCAUCACGUUCAUCAAUGGAAGCCACUAAUACACCAUUUACGACAUAUGAAGUGUUAAUUUCGGCAGGAGAAGAUAAGUUUAUUCGAAUAUGGGAUGUAAUAAUGCAGGAAGAUGAAUCAAUCAGUUUAAAAUUAAUUGUAACACUCGAACAAGAACGAAAUAUUUCAACAUCGCCUAUUCAUUUUAUUGGUAUGAUCGAUAAUUUUGUUGUGGCAAAUUUUAUGGAUCAACCAUUUUUACAUUUAUGGCAAUUACUUAAUAUUUCAUUAAUAACAGGCACUGAAGAGUGGGGCAUUAUUGAGCAUCCAACGAAAGGUUCGGAACAUACAGGGGAUAUACAAGCAAUUACCGCAACACCCAAAUUAAAAUUAUUUGCUUCAUCUGGGCACGAAGGUGAACAACAACUCAGUUUUGACAAAAAUUAA
Messenger RNA from Didymodactylos carnosus, 1713 nucleotides. NCBI's taxonomy places the organism in Eukaryota, Metazoa, Rotifera, Eurotatoria, Philodinida, Philodinidae. The record is from the annotation of a GenBank genome assembly.